Microthlaspi erraticum is the source of this 453-nucleotide messenger RNA. The record is from the annotation of a GenBank genome assembly. Lineage: Eukaryota; Viridiplantae; Streptophyta; Magnoliopsida; Brassicales; Brassicaceae.
AUGUUCCGCGCUCGGCCAAAGUCUGUCCGUCCGACUGAAGUCUCGGCCAAAGUCCAAACCACCGGCCGAUCACGCAACACGACCCGGGAAACAUUGCCCGCGGUCGGCCAACGCCACGCCACGACCGCGCACGACCAAAGCGCGCGAGCCGGGAAACAAGGCCUCGCGGCCGCGCAACCCGUUCGCGUACCACGGCCGAUGCAUCCGUCCGAGCCGGGAAAGAACGUCCCACGUCCGGCCGAGAACUCAUCGGCCAAAUCUCAAUCCGCUCGACCACGCCGGCCGACCCGAAUCCGUCCGACCCCGACCGUUCCGACUCGGCCACGACCCGAUUGUCCGGCCGAUCGUCCCGCACGACCGUCCCAACGCCGCGGUCGACCCGAAGCCCUUUUUGAAGCCCAAACUUAUGUUUUCAAGCCCGGCUUAACCCUAGCCGCCUCUAGAAAGACCUAG